CCCCGACACUGCUGCUUAUUGAUGGCCUCCUGGGCCUUCCUUAAACAGGUUGGUGUAGGACUGAGGAGAUGGCAUAGAGGGUCACCUGCUUGUCAUCACAGCACUGGAAAGGCAGAGACAGGGAAAGUCCCUGGGAUUCAUUGACUAGCCAGUCCCACCUACUGGCAGGCAAGCUCCUGUCUCAAGGAACAAGGCUGACAGGUCCUGAAGAGCAAUACCUGAGGUGUCCUCUGACCCCCUUACAGCACAAUGAAUGUCAGUCAAACCACCAUGACCCUGUAGGGCUUGCCUUUGGUAAGCCAGCAAAACUACAUUUACCCUAUUACAGCGACAGGUGCUGUUGACAGCCUGUGGUGUCUGUCUCCAGGCCUGCCUGGAUGGCUCCCACUGCCUCUGAGUGCCUAGGCACAGGAGCUCAGAGACACUUCUCUAGGCAGCCCUUGUCCAGCAGGGCACCUUGGCGGCAUCUCCUCUCAUGUAAAAUGAAUGUUGAGCCUUACACCCCAGAGCCUUCUAUGAGUCACGGUUUGCCACUUCCUUCCUAAAAUGCCAUCGGAGAACUAUUUGUCCCAGUCCAAAGUGAUGUCUGUGACGUCAUCUUCCAGUUUUCUUUGUCUGUGACUUUACACGCAUUUCUGGCCAAUUGUUUGCUUUUUGUUUUCUGCUCUGUGUUUGUCUCUGAAGUCCUACGAUCGGCCUGGCUAAGACACCAGUUGUAAUGGUAUCACAAGCCAGGCUGACAGGUCCCCUAGGAAUUUGCUCACAUGCAGCAUCUCACAGGAUCUGUGGUGGUCACCUCUUCCCUCUGGACUCUGGCACAGACGAGCCCAUUUCUGUGACCCCACUCAUUAUUGCUAACUUUCUGUGGUUAUCUUGAGGCCUAGGCUUCUGAUUUUGAGCUUCCUCGUUGCUAGGAAGAAAAAGCAGCUUCCUGGAGACUCGAGGUCAUCAAAGGCUCUACCACCGAGCUCUUGCCGGUCUUGACAUCCUGCUUCAGCCUCCGUGGUGUUGGGACUGCACACCUGCACCACCAGGGCCAGCAAGGCAGCCUAUUUUUAUAGCUUUUCUGUACGCUCGAGAAGAACUUUCCUAAAGCCUGCUGGAGCUAUGCUCAGGGGCGAGUGCUUGCCUGGCAUGCACAUGGCCCUGAGUGAGAAAUAACAACUUCUUUUCAAUCCUAUUCCUACACUCCCUCCUGAAGUCUCUCAUUUUCAAGGUCUUAAUUACAUAGGUGUCCCCUUUCUAAAAGCCUGCCAAUUCAAACCAUGAGUCCUGAGAAAGCAGGGCUGAUGCACAGUGUGGAUGACACAGAGCUCUGUGAGUCUGGUAUUCCCCCCCACCUUUCCCCUUUGGGUGCUUUUAGAGCCCCAACCCAUGGUCACACAUGCUAGGAGAGCAUGCCCUGUAGAGCACGUCUUUCAGUCCAGAGCUCCUUGUGGACUUCUCAUGCAAGCACUGCACCUCUAAGGUACUGGAGACCCGGAGGACACUGGAGGCCCUUUCCUUUGUGACAUCACCUCUUCAAAAGCCUCUCCUCGGCUGAGAGGUCCCAGUGUUUUCCUGCACUUUAUCUCAGAUGUCCUCGCAGCGUCAUGGGAUACAGCAGCAGGUGGUGGCCCUACACUGCAAAACAACUCUCGUGGGCGCCUGCGGUGGGAACUACUCCUCCAUGGCAGCUGUGGUCUACUCUCCUGACUUCCCUGACACCUACGCCACUGGGAGGGUCUGCUACUGGACUAUCCGGGUUCCAGGAGCCUCUCGCAUCCAUUUCAACUUCACGAUAUUCGAUAUCAGGGAUUCUGCAGACAUGGUGGAGCUGCUGGACGGCUACACCCACCGCGUCCUGGUCCGCUUCGACGGCAGGAGCCGUCCACCUCUGUCCUUCAAUGUCUCUCUGGACUUCGUCAUUUUAUAUUUCUUCUCUGAUCGCAUCAACCAGGCCCAGGGAUUUGCUGUCUUGUACCAAGCCACCAAGGAAGAACCUCCACAGGAGAGGCCUGCUAUCAACCAGACCCUGGCAGAGGUGAUCACGGAACAAGCCAACCUCAGCGUCAGCGCUGCCCACUCUUCCAAAGUCCUCUAUGUCAUCACCUCCAGCCCCAGCCACCCACCGCAGACCGUCCCAGGUAGCCAUUCCUGGGUACCAUCAGUUGGGGCCAGCGGCCACAGAGUGGAAGGAUGGACCGUGUAUGGCCUGGCCACCCUCCUCAUCCUCACAGUCACAGCCGUUGUGGCAAAGAUCCUUCUGCACGUGACGUUUAAAUCUCAUCGAGUUACUGCUUCAGGAGACCUUAGGGACUGUCGCCAGCCUGGGACUUCUGGGGAGAUCUGGACCAUUUUCUAUGAACCCUCCACUACAAUCUCUAUCUUUAAGAAGAAGCUCAAGGGUCAGAGUCAACAAGAUGACCGUAACCCCCUCGUGAGUGACUGAAGCCUGGCCACACCUGGAUGGGAGGCUCCACUCCAAGCUCCAGCUUGCUGGGACCCCUCCCCCUGAGGUUUCCUCAGAACUCCCUGCCCCUCCAGUCACCUCCAUCUCUUUUGGGGGCACCCUGUUGCCGAGGCAGCACAGCAUGGGGUCCUCCAUCACCUUCUCUACCCUAGCUGCCCUGCAUCUCUGUCCCCACCGGGGAUGCUAAGACUGGGGCUGGGCUGACAGGACGCAGCUGGGCCUGGUUCUCGAAGACUCCUGGGUGGCGGGUAGGCAUAGUGUAUGAUGAGUUUUCUUGCUUCUUCUCUAUUUUGUCUGCAUACAGAUCAGUUCCCCCUGGUCCUUACAGUUUGGAACAGAGCCAGACUAAAAGACUUCUCAGGUUUUCUUAAAGGCUGACCUGGUUCCCCUCCAAGUUUGUUCUCACAAGGGAUAGCACCCUGGAUUAGAGCUUUCUCUGGUGCCGAUUAAGGUAUGUCGUCUAGUCUGAGAGGACUGAGACAGGGCCACACCAGGUGUCUUCUUCCUAGAGGGGUCUUUUCAAUACCCAAUGUCGUAUGGGGCAAGCCUGAUCCAUGGGACAGACACAGUGAACUUCUUGUGUACUAGACUUAACUAGCCUGACCCUUAAGCAGUUCCCAAUCCUGUGGAAUCUGAAUUCAGCCUGUCUUCCUCCUUCAGAGUCAGGAGUUUGAGGACUAGCACAGAGCGGGCCGUAGAGCAGUGGUAGGGAGCUUGCCUUGCAUCCUUCAGGCCCUGGCUCUAUCCCAGUGCUGCCAGAAAGGGGGUAGAGAAAGGACGGCAGCAUAGCAUGCGAGGAGCAUCUAUGGCUCCUACACAAGGCUUUAAAAGAAGGUCAAAACUACCAAGAGCUUUGUCCUUUGCCCCUUCAUGGGGACAGAGUAGUUAGAAGUAAGGGCUCUUGUCGUGCCCAUUGUCCCUUAGACAGGGAGGCAGACUACAGCAUUGGCAGGAAAAGGCCAGGCCUGGGAACUGGAGAUCUCCCAGGAGAGGUUAAAAGAUUGAGAGCCCCAGCUGCAGUCUAAGGGGAAGGGCUAUCCCUGACCGCAAAGUCCUGCAGUCUGGAGUGGCCUUUGUCAGCACAGCUGAGAAAAACAGCCUGUGCCCUGAAGGUGGACCUUGGUCACUCUCCUGCCAGCCCUUGAGCCUCUGCUCUCCUGGGUGUCCUCCUGGAAUACUAAGCUCACCUUCCCUGAGUCUCUCAGCCACUGCCACUGAGGUCUUUCGUAGGGUUUGGGCAUCUCAUCUCCAGCUAUGCCCCCAGGACUAUAUGGACAGCAUCUGGGAAGCAUCCUCAAGGAGAGGCAGCAGAGUGCAGACAAGGCAGUGACCAGAGCUGAUGGCUAGAGAGGCAACCAGAGGAGGAACACUGGGUCUCUACAGUGGGCUGAGAGGCUGGCCCAGCUCCUAUGGGAGGCCUGCAGGGGUACAGAGCUACUGGGCUUCGUCAUCUCACUUUGAUCUGGGAAAGGCUGCAGGCUCCUGGCUGUGAAGACCACUGGAAAUUGAGUGACAGGAACAGGUUCCACUCCACAGCAUUUGCAGGCUCUCCCCUGAGAACAAGCGUUGAGUCACAGAGCACCAUGUGCAUAGUACAGAGAGGACGUGGGCUCUUUCCCAGGGAAGGCUCACUGGCCAGGACAUGCUCAGCUCAGGCCACCUCUCGCCUGCCUCUGCAUACCUCGGAGGCAGGAAGCCAAGGCCCAGUGUGGUGGCAGCUGCAGCCCAGGAGCCCUGUAUUGGUGUCCCCAGGAAGGGCAGUGGAUGUGCCCACGCUCCUCCAACAGCAGCAGGGGACAGUGGGAAGGGCUAUAAAUCACCCAGGCCAGACCCAGAAAUGACAUCCACGGUCUGUUAGAACCUGUAGGUGGCCGGUCACAGAGGGCCUUUGUGCUGGUAAACACCCAGCUGGAGUGAACCUGAGGGAGAAGCGCAGACCCUCAGACAUUAGCUAGAAGCAUGGGUGCCUGUGUUCUUCCCUUCCUGUCACACCGUUUACAAAGCAGAGGCAGUAGGGAAGAAGCCUGUGGCGUCCUCUCCCACCUCAGCAAGGAUGGGCUGAGGCCACCUAAAGUGAACAAGGAGGCCAGACCUCUGGACUUCUCAAAGUGUGGGCUCCGCUUCAGACUCCUCAGCCAAAAGCUCUCGCAGAUCAAAGCUCUGGCCGGUGCAGCUGUCCUGGCCUCUGGGCCAGCCCCUGGAUGUGCCUGGGCCAGGUGCCACCCCAUGCCUCGCUGUCAUCCCAGGCGGGACCCCACCUGAUGCUCCUCAUCAGCCACUGGCGGGACACUGAGUUUGCACAGGCUGUUGCCAAGGACAGUCCAUGCUUGACCUUCAAGAGCACUUACAAGUAGAUGGCCUCCCAGACUGUCAGCCCCUCUGCAGGGGACACGCGGCUCUCCCAGGCCAUCUCACUCCACAGGCUUCCCCAUGGUUACCCGGCUCUCUGCAUUUGGAAUCUCCUAUUUGGGGGUUGAGGUCUGCUUUGGGUGCCGCCCUGGGAACUGUUAACCUCUGGUUGGUCCCUUUGUGUCUUUGUUUACUGUCCUCUUCUACCUCCGGGUCACUCUCCACCUAGCUGCUCUGGCUGAGGGUGGGGGACUUGUCAGACCUGCCGGCUGCACCCCCACCCGGGUCUGCCAGCAGAACCUGGGGGCCUCACACAGGCUCCUGUCAUGCCAAGCUGGAGCUGACACACUGGCCAAGGCUGAGUGGGGCAGGGCGGACAAGUGGGAGGGCAGUCUCUCACGUCAGAGGGAAGUGUCCGAAGGUGUAUAUGGGAGGGGUCCUUUCUCGCCAGCACAGGGAGCUGCCAUCUCCACCACAUUCGGGGCACCAAGACCAUCCGGUUCCCAGUCUCGCCCUCCAGCAGUGAUGUGACUUUGGACAACAAGGCUUUAUUUGUAAAUAUGCUCUUAAUAUACAACUUUGAGAAUAAAAUAGAAACAUCAUGUAUUUUAAAAUAUCAGAUGAAGUGUGACACACUGUAUACAAUUUAAUAUAUAUUUUUAGGAUUUUGUUAUUUAAGAAAAUGGAAUGUGACGGUACUUUUACAAAAGAGAGAAAAAUGUUAUUUUUACUGUUUGAAGAAAAUAAAUAUUCUCAUUGUUGUAGAAACA
Molecule: messenger RNA, 5571 nt
Organism: Rattus norvegicus (Norway rat)
Lineage: Eukaryota; Metazoa; Chordata; Mammalia; Rodentia; Muridae
Source: RefSeq, a predicted model, not a curated record